UGCUCUGUUUAGUUUUCUCCAACCUGAAGAGCUCUGGCUGCCUAGCUUCGCAUCGCUGACUGUUGUUGUGAAGCUUCGAGAGAAACGAGACCAUUCCCCCCCCCCCAGCUGGAAUAUAAAGGAGUUAACAACAGACGUUAAUGUGACAGAAAGCCACGCUUGAAGAAGUCUGGAACCGCAGUGGAAACCGACUGUUUGGGUGAAGAAUAGCUAAACUGUUCGCUGAAAAUACCCCCCAGCAGCAGGAGCAGCAGCAGAGGGGCAAGAAUAGCCCUCACGGAUCCCACAUCACAGCACAGCCACUGCGGCAACCCUGUUCUCUGACUCUGGCGACUACAAACGCUUCAACCACUUUUGGGUUUUCUUGUGUGACUAUUUAGGUGGGAAAAAAAAAAUCUUCGGUGAAAACCCAGUUGCUAGAGGAACUACCCGCUUUUAGUAUAGAGAUUUGUUAACGCAUUAAAAUGGCUGCUGAGACGGUAUUUGCGAGAGAAUGGUUCUAAUUCAACGUAUCAAACUGCAAAUGAGCUACGCAGGCUAACAAACCGUAUUAGUUUGGCCUAUGAGAAUAUUCAGCCAACAGCAGCUUUUGAUUUAACGUUUAUUGUUUCUUUAAAUAGCCGCUUCCAAGGCAGAAGUGGUGACGGGAAUUCCUCUCAAUCCGAGUCCAUGCAUGCGGUUAACCGAGCAGCUUUAAUAGACACACAUUGCAAUUAUUUUAGGCCUUUUUAAGUCUUAAUCGAGUGUGCCCACCACUCAGCGAACAUGCAGGACUUCUUUGUUAUAGUUGAAGCGUCCUGAGAAGUCGAGGCUUUCUCUCUGAGAAGGCCCCGCUUGGUCGACCUGGAGGGGAGGAAGAAAGAAGAGGAACCAUGGAGAUUGGAGGAAGAUGUAAGACUCUACUUUUUCUAUUCGGGCCGAAGCUAGUUUCGAGGAGCCAUCCGAGGGGAAUCCACAAAUAUCUGGUGGUGUAUGCGUUGUUUUCCUUCGUGCUGUUAACGCACGCCUCCCCGGCGAAAUCCUGUGACAAGAGCUGUAACUCGGGGAAAUGCAUCAACGGAUCCUGCGUCUGCGAGCGAGGAUGGGUCGGAGAUCGAUGCCAGCACUGCCAGGGGAGGUUCAAAUUGACAGAACCUUCAGGCUACCUCACCGACGGGCCCUUCAACUACAAGUUCAAAACRAAGUGCACCUGGCUCAUUGAGGCCUACCCUAAUGCGGUUCUGCGGUUAAGAUUCAACCACUUUGCMACAGAGUGCAGCUGGGACCACAUGUACGUCUAUGACGGGGACUCUGUUUAUGCUCCUCUGGUUGCUGUUUUCAGUGGCCUGAUCGUACCAGAGACACGAGGCAACGAGACGGUUCCUGAAGUUGAGACGACUUCAGGCUACGCACUGCUUCACUUUUUCAGCGACGCUGCCUACAAUCUGACAGGAUUUAACAUACUCUACUCGAUAAACUCUUGUCCCAAUAACUGCUCCGGUCAUGGGAAGUGCACGCCGGGGAACUCGGUCGCCAGCAGAGUGUACUGUGAAUGUGACAAGUACUGGAAGGGCGAGGCGUGCGACAUCCCCUACUGCAGGAACAACUGCGGGAGCCCCGACCACGGCUACUGCGACCUCACCGGCGAGAAGCUGUGUGUCUGCAACGACAGCUGGCAAGGCCCAGAUUGCUCGCUGACUGUACCUUCAACCGAGUCCUUCUGGAUCCUCCCAAGCGUCAAGCCCUUUGGCACCUCCCUCGCCAGGGCUUCCCAUAAGGCCGUGGUGCAGGAGAAGGUCAUGUGGGUGGUGGGUGGAUACACAUUCAACUACAGCUCAUUCCAGAUGAUUCUCAACUACAAUCUGGAGAGCGGCGUUUGGAACACGGUGCCCAUCACCGGUGGCCCUGUGCCACGAUACGGACACUCACUUGCUGCCUUCCAGGACGACCUCUACAUGUUUGGUGGGAAGCUUGAAGCCAGCUGGGGCAACGUGACGGACGAGCUGUGGGUGUUCAACAUGCCAGGUCGGACGUGGCAACGCAGAAGCCCCGUCGUCGGCUCGCCGGCCCAGGCUCAGGUUUACGCUGUGGAGGGCCACACGGCCCACUGCGUGCAGCUGAGCAGUGGCGAGGCCAUCAUGCUGGUCAUCUUUGGUUACUCCCCCAUCUACAGCUACAUCAGCAACGUACAGGAGUACAACCUGAGUGAGUCCCAGCUCCGCUGA
Messenger RNA from Poecilia reticulata (guppy), 2204 nucleotides. The record is from RefSeq and is a predicted model, not a curated record. Lineage: Eukaryota; Metazoa; Chordata; Actinopteri; Cyprinodontiformes; Poeciliidae.